AUGUUCUCGGAAUAUGCCUCUCGCUUCCUCGCCCAGUCACAAUCACGACUACUUCCUCACUCUGACGAAACACGCAGGAAAGGUCAUGGGCGUCUAAUGCAGCAACCGGGAAAUUCCCGUUUUCCAUCCUCGCGGUCCUUUCUGCAACGGGCAGCCCUUGACCCGUAUCAACCAACGGCAUCUCAAAUUUCUAACCUCCCUCUUGGUUCUCGAAACUCGGCCCAGCCUGCGCCUCUUUUCUACAGUGCUACUGAUGACUUUUGUGAAGAGGAUGAUGAAGCAGAGCAUGAGCGUGAGAUUGCCGACUUCUAUGCCCUCCAGAAAUCAAGGCGAAAUUUUGGCAGUAGUCAUCUGAAAGCUUCUUCGGAGAUCGAUGAAAAUGAUGACCAUUCAAAUAGAGUUGAUGAUCAUGGAACAUCUAGAUAUGGAAUGUAUGGCAAGGUGCAAGGCAUCAGGAGCUCCUGGCGUGCUGGGACGUCCUAUCACGGGGAACGAGAUGUGACUGCUGAGAAAGAAGCCGAGGCUGUUGAUGUUGAAGAUGGGCCGCCCAUAGGCGGGAAUGUCAGAGCUAGAGCUAAGCUAGUUGACGUUCACCUCGAAGAUAGCCUGCGAUCCGCAUUGGAUGGUGAUGGAACCGAUUCUUCAGAGACAGGUGAUGAUAACCCUCCUUCCAUCCAACGAUUUCGGGGGCAGUCUCAACCACGGAAGGGCAAUUUUGGCAUAGAUUCAUUUUUCAUGCCGAUGGAAACGGACAGGCAACCGUUGAUAAAUGAUCCCAUGCCACUAAGUCCCGCGGACCCUGUUCAAGCCGCGUUUGCCCCGGUAAGAGCCGAAUCGCCCAUGCACGAUGUUUUCUGGGGCCAACUUUUUCUGAUAUCUAUCGCCUGCCUUUUCGCUACUUCUUUCCUUGUCUAUCUCCAUACUUCCACUCCCUCAGGGGAUAAAUCAACGUGGGGCGACACGAUAUACUUGACCAUUCACUCCUCGUUCUAUCUGCUUGGUUCCUAUACUGUUACCUCGGUUUUUGCCUCGCUGCUUUGGCUUGCACUACUGCGGUCCUAUAUACGCCAACUGGUAUACGUGAUCAUUAUCGCUGUUCCCAUGAUCUUAUAUUCCUUCUCUCUUUAUCCAUUUGUUUCAAGCUUCAAAGGGGCCUGGCAUGGAACAAGCAUACAGGAUAAAGCAAUGAGAUGGGGAUCCAUUGCUCCAUUCAUUAUAGCUAGCGUGUGGAUAUACAAUGUAAUCCGGGGCCGUCAUGCUAUAGGUAAAGCGAUCAGAAUUCUCGAGUUUGCAUGUCGGAUCCUCGCCACAAACCCAGAGCUACUGAUCCUUGGUCUUGGUAUUCUCACCUUCGUCGCUUCAUGGACAUGGUUGUGGAUGCUUAUGUUCACGCGAGUAUUCCUAGGAGGAAGCAUAAUGGGCCCGGGUCGCUUCAUCAUCAGUUUUAGCAGUUGGUGGCUCGGGGUCUACUUCAUUAUUGUCUAUGUUUGGUCACUGGGAGUCAUCGCUGGCAUUCAACGUGCAGUUACAGCUGCUACAGUGAGCCAGUGGUACUUUCACAGACUUGCAUGCCCUGCCCCGACAUCAAGACAGAUUGUUUGGGCAGCGAUUGUCCAUUCGCUCACAGCUCUAUUUGGCACGAUUUGCUUGUCCAGAUUAAGUGCACUCCUUGUUCGACUACCUCUUCUCUUACUCCCGAGUCGUAUCACCUCUGUCUUGAGCUUGUUCGCUUACUCCGUUGUACCCACCCCAGUCACAACACUCACAGAUCCUCUUGCACUCACUUAUGCUGCAAUACAUUCACAGCCGCUGGUUGUGUCUGCUCGAAGUCUUGCCCGGAUGACGACUCUUUCGUCUACGAUAAUCAAUUCCUCACUUCAUCCUCGGUCCUAUUCACGACUACACGAAAACAUGACGCCUCUACUUCCCUAUCGACUUGCAAAAUUGAUCCUCCAUGCUGCCCGACUCAUGAUGUCUCUGGCUCUUGGGUUUGGAGGUUGGGUGACUACUGCUCGUGACCUAGGUGUGGCGAGCGGUAGCGGUGUUAUUAGAGGCAGUGUAUAUGCCUAUGUGGUCGGGCUGAUUGCGGGAACGAUUGGUUGGAGUGUACUGGGAGCGAUAGAACGUGUAAUAGCCGAUAUUGUAGACGCCUCUAUCAUCUGUUGGAGCAGCGAGGUUGGCGCGUAUGGUAGAGAAGCUAGGUAUUGUCGGGAAGCUGACUGGCUCUUUGGCGGGGUUUCAGGUUUAGACUCCAGCUAUACACGCCAUCGAGAAGCGCCUUGA
Molecule: messenger RNA, 2283 nt
Organism: Aspergillus bombycis
Lineage: Eukaryota; Fungi; Ascomycota; Eurotiomycetes; Eurotiales; Aspergillaceae
Exons: 2
Coding region: 1-2283 (760 amino acids)
Biological process (GO): transmembrane transport
Cellular component (GO): plasma membrane
Molecular function (GO): transmembrane transporter activity
Source: RefSeq, a predicted model, not a curated record